AUGCUGCGCAAACUCACCCUCGAUCAGAUCAACGACUGGUUCACCAUCGGCAAGGCCGUCACCGAUGUGGAGCUGCUGGGCUCGCCGCCCGCCUUCCCGGCCGAGGCGGCCAGGGAGGAGGCGCUGCGCGUGGGUGCAGCCCCUACCUCCGACCCGGCCCCGGCACCGGCCCCGGCGCUCGGGAGGUCACUCAGCCAAAGGAGCUCAGAAAUGGAGUAUAUUAACAAAUACAGACAGCUUGAAGCACAUGUAUUUGAUAUGUAUGGCAGUGAUCAACCAACCCGUGGGCCAGGUCCAAGGCCACCUUUGUCUAAAUUAAGCAAUGUGACAUGUAUCCCAGAGACAACUUAUAAAUAUCCUGAUUUGCCUAUAAAUCGAUGUAAGGAAGAGGUUAUUUCUUUGAUAGCGAGUAAUUCUGUGGUGAUUAUACACGGUGCCACGGGAAGCGGUAAAAGUACACAACUCCCGCAGUAUAUCUUGGACCAUCACAUUCAGCACUCUACCUUCUGCAACAUUGUGGUCACCCAGCCACGGAAAAUAGGGGCCAGCAGCAUCGCCAGAUGGAUCAGUAGAGAGCGCUCUUGGACUCUUGGUGGUUUGGUGGGCUAUCAGGUAGGGCUAGAGAAAAUAGCAACAGAAGAUACCAGGUUAAUUUAUAUGACAACGGGAGUCUUGCUUCAGAAAAUAGUUAGUGCCAAGAGUUUGAUGGAAUUCACGCAUAUCUUCAUUGAUGAAGUUCAUGAGCGAACUGAAGAAAUGGAUUUCCUGCUACUGGUAGUCCGCAAACUUUUAAGAACAAAUUCACGUUUUGUGAAGGUAGUCCUGAUGUCGGCUACCAUCAACUGUAAAGAGUUUGCAGACUACUUUGCUGUUCCUGUUCAGAACAAAAUGAAUCCUGCGCAUAUUUUUGAAGUAGCAGGAAUGCCCCAUUCAAUUGAAGAGUAUUAUCUUGAUGAUCUGGGGCACAUUCAUCAUAGCAGGCUUCCCCCUCAUCUCCUGGGGGAACCGGUGAUACCUAAGGGUGUAUAUGAAAUUGCUGUCUCCCUAAUUCAGAUGUUUGAUGACUUGGAUAUGGAAGAGAGUGGGAACAAGACCUGGUCGGGUGCCCAGUUUGUGUCGGAGCGGAGCAGUGUGUUGGUGUUUUUGCCAGGUCUGGGUGAAAUAAACUACAUGCAUGAACUCCUCACAAACAUGGUUCACAAAAGGUUACAGGUGUAUCCACUCCAUUCAAGUGUGACUUUAGAAGAACAGAAUAAUGUAUUUUUAAGUCCAGUCCCUGGGUAUAGAAAGAUUAUUCUGUCUACCAACAUUGCAGAGAGUUCUAUCACAGUUCCAGAUGUCAAAUAUGUUAUAGAUUUUUGUUUGACUAGAACUCUGGUUUGUGAUGAAGAUACAAACUAUCAGAGUCUGCGAUUGAGUUGGGCCUCUAAAACCAGUUGUAAUCAGAGAAAAGGCCGUGCUGGACGAGUGUCUAAAGGAUACUGCUACAGACUGAUACACAGGGAUUUCUGGGACAACUCCAUCCCCGAUCAUGUUGUUCCUGAGAUGUUGCGUUGUCCUUUAGGCAGCAUCAUAUUGAAAGUAAAAUUACUUGACAUGGGUGAACCAAGAGCGUUGCUGGCAACUGCCCUUUCUCCGCCCAGUCUGAGUGACAUUGAACGUACCAUCCUUCUACUAAAGGAGGUUGGAGCACUUGCAGUUAGUGGGCAGAGAGAAGACGAAAACCCCCAUGAUGGUGAAUUGACCUUCUUAGGAAGAGUGUUAGCCCAACUUCCUGUUAACCAGCAACUUGGUAAACUCAUAGUCCUUGGACAUGUAUUUGGAUGUCUAGAUGAAUGUCUUAUUAUUGCGGCAGCUCUUUCUUUGAAGAAUUUCUUUGCAAUGCCUUUUAGGCAGCAUCUUGAUGGAUACAGGAACAAAGUGAAUUUCUCUGGCAACAGUAAGAGUGACUGUAUUGCACUUGUUGAGGCAUUUAAAACGUGGCAGGCUUGCAGACAUAGAGGGGAGCUGCGACAUCCAAAGGAUGAACUUGACUGGGGACGGUUAAGUUACAUUCAAAUCAAGAGAAUUAGAGAGGUGGCUGAAUUAUAUGAAGAAUUGAAGAAUAGAGUCUCACAGUUCAACAUGUGUGUUGAUUCUCGGCGACCUGUCGUGGACCAAGAAUAUAUAUAUAAGCAACGAUUCAUCCUACAGGUUGUACUGGCAGGUGCUUUUUAUCCAAAUUACUUUACUUUUGGACAGCCUGACGAGGAGAUGGCAGUUAAGGAGCUGGCUGGCAAAGACUCAAAGACGACCAUCGUGUUGAAGCACAUUCCUCCCUACGGAUUUCUGUACUACAAACAACUACAGUCUCUCUUUAGACAGUGUGGUCAAGUCAAAUCCAUUGUAUUUGAUGGCACAAAGGCCUUUGUGGAGUUUUCCCGUAAUCCGACAGAGAGAUUUAAAACUCUUCCUGCAGUGUAUAUGGCAAUUAAGAUGUCUCAGCUAAAAGUUUCACUGGAACUCAGUGUUCAUUCUACAGAGGAAAUUGAAGAGAAAGUGCGAGGAGGGAGUGUUGCAAAACUCAGGAACAUGAGGGUAAAUGUGGACUUCCAGAAGCAGACAGUAGAUCCUAUUCAAGUCUCUUUUAAUACCUUAGACACGUCCCAGACAGUUACCGAUCUCCUUUUAACUAUUGAUGUCACAGAGGUGGUUGAAGUGGGACACUUUUGGGGAUAUAGGAUUGAUGAAAAAAACUCUGAGGUUCUGAAAAGGCUUACUGCUGAGAUAAACCGACUGAAAUUAGUACCCUUGACCGUUCACCCACAUCCAGACUUGGUCUGUCUGGCACCUUUUGCUGAUUUCAAUAAAGAAAGCUACUUUAGAGCUCAAAUUCUUUAUGUUUCUGGAAAUUCGGCUGAGGUUUUUUUUGUAGAUUAUGGUAAUAGGUCUCAUGUAGAUCUAGAUCUUUUAAUGGAGAUUCCCUGUCAAUUUCUUGAACUUCCAUUCCAGGCUUUGGAAUUUAAGAUUUGCAAAAUGCGACCAUCGGCAAAGUCCCUUGUUUGUGGUGAGCACUGGAGUGGCGGGGCUGGCCGCCGGUUCGCCUCCCUGGUGCGUGGCUCAGCGCUGCUCGUGAAGGUUUUCUCUGUUGUGCACAGUGUCCUGCACGUGGAUGUGUACCGGUACUGGGGGGUCCAGGACACCAUCAACAUAAGAGAUGUCCUCAUUAGGGAAGGCCAUGCCGAGCUCACGGAGGAGUCCUACGAGUCGAGACAAAGCCAUGAAAUUCUCGAGGGUCUCUUUUCCAAGUCAGUAGAUAAUAUGACAUAUGGGUCUGUGCCGUCUCCUGUGAAAGACGAUGACAAGUAUCUGAUGCGGAUUUUGUUAGAAAGCUUUUCUUCCAAUAAGCUGGGCACACCACACUGUAAGGCCGUACUCCAUGGGCCUUUCAAUCCUUAUGAGCUGAAGUGUCAUAGUUUGACCAGAAUAUCCAAGUUCAGGUGUGUUUGGAUUGAGAAGGAGAGCAUCAACUCCGUCAUUAUCAGUGAUGCCCCUGAAGACCUUCACCAGCGGAUGCUGGUUGCAUCUUCCCUGUUGGUCAAUUCAACUGGCUCUACUAUGCUGCUGAGAGAAACCUCUCUGAUGCCUCAUAUUCCUGGCCUCCCGGCUCUCCUCAGCAUGUUAUUCGCACCAGUGAUGGAACUAAGGGUUGAUCGGGAUGGAAAGUGCUAUACUGGAGUCCUUUGUGGUUUGGGAUGGAAUCCAACUACUGGGGCUCCUGUACUGCCGGAGCAUGACAUUGAGCUAGCUUUUGAUGUUCAGUUCAAUGUGGAGGACGUUGUAGAGAUUAAUAUUCUCAGGGCUGCUAUUAACAAGCUAGUUUGUGAUGGACCGAAUGGAUUGAAGUAUCUUGGGCCAGAAAGAAUCACACAGCUACAGGACAAUGCUCGUCAGAAACUUUUAGGUUUGUUCUGUCGUUUGAAACCAAGAGAGAAGAUUGUUCCGAAGUGGCAUGAGAAGCCCUACGAAUGGAAUCAGGUUGAUCCAAAGCUGGUUAUGGAGCAGGGUGAUCGGGAGAGCAGCAGAGGGAAGAAUACAUUCCUCUACCAGCUGCACAAGCUGACUGUGCUCAGUCCCUAA
Messenger RNA from Cynocephalus volans (Philippine flying lemur), 4119 nucleotides. It is a transcript of the gene TDRD9, whose product is annotated as tudor domain containing 9. NCBI's taxonomy places the organism in Eukaryota, Metazoa, Chordata, Mammalia, Dermoptera, Cynocephalidae. Bases 1 to 4119 code for a protein of 1372 amino acids. The transcript has 36 exons. Gene Ontology annotation, cellular component: intracellular anatomical structure. Gene Ontology annotation, molecular function: helicase activity; RNA binding; ATP binding. The record is from RefSeq and is a predicted model, not a curated record.